CACUGAGAGGACAAUGAGAGGAGAAGGAGCUGAAUGGAGCUUUAUUACUUUCCCAGUCUCUUCAGCUCGGACUCUCCUGAGCCUGCUUCCUCUCCAGCACGUAGGCUGCACUGGCUGCACAUCAGGAGUCUCUCUCUUUCUCUCUGUGUGUGUAUGUGUGUGUGCAUGCGAGUGUGUGUUUGUGCUGUGAGUCAUCUGUCCUCUCUUUUGCUUAGGAGUGUAACAGGAGCUCUACAGCUGUCUUAAACAGCCUCGGCCGGAUACUCCUGUUGUUGUUUUUUUUUUAAAUUAAUUCAUAUUUCUCAUAAAAAGAGAAUACAUAGUCAUAUCAAGCAAAAGCUAAGGCUGUGUGUAUAAAUGUUGUGCAAUUAAUUUGUAGAGUUGCAUUUUGUAAUUGCAUGUUUGGUGGCAAAUCAUAAAAUAAUUACAAGUGUGCUGGGUUAAUGAAUUGAUGUGUUUGGUGAAUUUUGUGUGUGGUGAAUUUGCUGAAAGGCGGGGCAGUGAGAGUUGUGCUGUUGUGUGCGUAUAGACUUGUAAGCUGUGGGCUGUCUGCUGCUGAUUAAUGCUUCAGUGGUUGCAUGGGGCAUGGGUCUCCACUUGGGGGUGUUGGCCUGUCUCAUGCUCUGAACUUGGCACAAAUGCUGUGUCACAAGGCCAGAGUCACGCGCGUGUGCAACCCAACGCGGGCUGCGCUUUGGAUCGGACUGCGUCUGGCACGUUAUACUAGCCGUUCCACUCCGUGUGCUUUCCCUUUGGUGUGGCGCUCUCUAAGUGACAUUACGUUAGUUAUCCUGUUUUUCAUUCAAGUCGCAGUACAAACCAACCAAAACUACAGGGUUACAAUACAUUCUCUCAAGCUAGACGGUGAAAGUUUGCAGUACAUAAGGCAUUUAGGACAGCGUACUUUUAUCGCGUAGCCACCGAGCCCGCUGUAGGUGUGGAUUUAGGGUGGGAAUGCGCGCUACGGCAGUUGUUUGUGCGCGCUCGACACGGCCGGUGCUUGGGCGAACGCGUGCUGGCGCUGCCAAGGGUCCAGUCAAACACUCUUUCUGGAGAAGAUUUGUUUCAGUUCUGUGUUCAGAUUGCCCCCACAGCUGGAGCGGGGAAGAUAUGAGCAGCUGGUCUAAUGAGUGAUCCAGUGCUUGCCGUGGUCCAGCACCAUGGUAGAUGUGCCGAGUCCAUUCAGUCCAUGGUCCCCAGUGGGGGACACAGAGUUGGACAGCCCUCUGUGCGGGGAGCUGAUCAAGGACAUGGGGGAGCUGGAAGACAUUUCUCACUCCCUUAGUAAUGAUGCUUUCAGCUUGCUAUACUUGCCUGACUGCCAGGGAUCCAGCACUGGUUCUGAAAACUCCACUGUUCUGGAUGUACUGAGCCCAGCUUCCAGUCCAUCCUGUACAGUGUCAGGAGCACUGUUGAGGCAGGACGACGUAACUGCCAGUCCCCUGGACCUCGAGUGCCGUGUGUGUGCUGACCGAGCCUCUGGCUUUCACUACGGCGUGCAUGCAUGUGAAGGAUGCAAGGGUUUCUUCCGGAGGACCAUACGCCUCAAACUGGAGUACGACAAGUGCAAGCGCAACUGCAAGAUCCAGAAGAAGAACCGCAACCAGUGCCAGUACUGCCGCUUCCGCAAGUGCCUCGCUGUGGGCAUGUCCCACAACGCUAUCCGCUUUGGCCGGAUGCCCCAGUCGGAGAAGCUGAAGCUCAGAGCAGAGCUGCAGACAGGCCAGAGGGAGCCAGGCCAGACCCAGCUGGCUGAUCUUAAGACUCUGGCCAGGAAGAUCCACCAUGCGUACCUCAAACACUUUGAGAUGAACAAGGCCAAAGCACGCAUCUUCCUCAUGGGCAAGACCAACACACCGAUCCUCUUUCACCAGCCCUUUGUCAUCCAUGACCUGGACACACUGCAGCGAGCACGGCAGACUCUAGCCACCCAGCUGCUGGGAGAGGGAGGUGAAUUGGUGGCACAUGACCUGCAGGCCCGGGAGACCGAAGCAUGCCUUUUCCACUGCUGCCAGUACACGUCCGUGGAGACGGUGACGCAGCUCACUGAGUUCGCCAAGGCUGUGCCGGGCUUCGCCGCCCUUGACCUCAACGACCAGGUGACGCUGUUGAAAUACGGUGUGCAUGAGGCCCUGUUCGCCCUGCUGGCCUCCUGCAUGAACAAGGAUGGGCUGUUGGUGGCCCAGGGAGGGGGCUUCAUCACCCGGGAGUUCCUCAAGAACCUCCGCCGGCCCUUCAGCGACAUGAUGGAGCCCAAGUUCCAGUUUGCCACACGCUUCAACGCCCUUGAGCUGGACGACAGUGACCUGGCGCUGUUUGUGGCUGCCAUCAUCUGCUGUGGAGACCGACCAGGACUAGGAAACGUGUCAGAUAUUGAGUGCAUUCAAGAAAGUAUCAUUCUUGCUCUACAGCUCCAUCUGCGGGCCAACCACCCUGACAACACGUUCCUCUUUCCAAAGCUCCUGCAGAAACUGGCUGACCUCCGUCAGCUUGUAACUGAGCAUGCACAGUUAGUCCAAGACAUUAAGAAUACACAGGACACUUCUCUCCACCCAUUAUUGCAGGAAAUCUACAGAGAUAUGUAUUGAGUUCUGGUGGGGAGAAGAGUGUUGCUGUGCACGAUGUAACACGUCUAAACAAUAACAGACACCUUCCAACUUCAAGACUAUUGCAAGAGGAUUGCAAUUUACUCAUGACUCUUAGACCUGUUUUGAUAAAAAUAUUAUACUAUAUGAUAAGUAUGCUUUUACUGUAAAAACUUGCACACACCUCCAAUCUAAUAAACCAGUAUGGGCCUGGCAAGAGUGGGCACUAAUCUUCAGGACCAGCUAUUGGUGGUACACAUUGCUUUUCUCUCUAUGGAAAAUGCAGAACUGAACCCACUGUGAUGAGGACAGUUUACCCAACAGUCAUCACCUUUAGGCUGCAGGUGCAGCACUGCCCACAACAAGCAAGCUAAUCGCCACAGAACUGUUCAAAUGACCAUAUUUUAUACCUUCUGUAAACAGUGUGUGCUCAGAGGCAAAAUGUAUGCAACUGUUGUAAUAAUGAGUAUUCUAAAAAUGAAAUGUAAUUGUCAUGCCAUGCUAGAAUGUUAGAAUAUGGCUUACACACAGAGCCAUCAAUCGACGACCAAUACCUCAUUUUAAAUAGCAUAAGACAACAUUUAUGGUAGAUUUAGUAUUACAAAUAUGAAUACACACUGUGAGGCACUCCACUAAUUAGGAAUCAAUGUAUAAGUUAUUUAUUUUUGAAAACUGGAAACCAGUGCUAUUAGAAGCAGAGUAUGAUUGCAUGGUUUAAUUUAUGUUUUAUUUGGGAAAGAUUAUACAUUUUCCCAUUGUUUUUCAGAUAGUCGGUAAUGUAAAACAAAUAGAUUUUGUGUUCUAAACCCAACAUGGUCAAAACUAUUUUCAUUAGUUGCAUUAUGCUAUAGUUCUGCUAAACUUUUAAACAGGUGGCUAGUAUAAGAGGGGAUUAUCGUAUUGAUUUCAGGGAAUAUUAAAUUGCGUAGAUACUCAGGAAAACAAUGCUUUAGGAUUUAAUUAAUUUUGGGUAUCUCAGCACUAGAGUAGGUACUGUACAUUACAACCACCUGUUUCAAGGGAAAAAAAUUUUUUCGAUAGGAAAAAUUUUUUGUGAUUUUUAAAUUUUUUUAUUAUUUUUUUUUUUUACUUUUGUGUGUUAAAUGUAUCAUAUGGUCCACGAUGAUAUUUACAUAAUAUUAAUCUGUAAAUUGCGUGAGAUGCAUUAACAAUUUAAACCAGACAUCGGAAAAUAAAUAUAGGCCAAACCAUUUUAUGAAUAAAUGUGACUCUGAAGAUGUAAUAAGCUUCA
Molecule: messenger RNA, 3837 nt
Organism: Electrophorus electricus (electric eel)
Lineage: Eukaryota; Metazoa; Chordata; Actinopteri; Gymnotiformes; Gymnotidae
Gene: pparaa
Product: peroxisome proliferator-activated receptor alpha a
Biological process (GO): fatty acid metabolic process; negative regulation of cholesterol storage; positive regulation of fatty acid metabolic process
Cellular component (GO): nucleus
Molecular function (GO): nuclear receptor activity; RNA polymerase II cis-regulatory region sequence-specific DNA binding; zinc ion binding
Source: RefSeq, a predicted model, not a curated record